This is a messenger RNA of Chelmon rostratus (copperband butterflyfish), 535 nucleotides long. It is a transcript of the gene rps14, whose product is annotated as ribosomal protein S14. The transcript is spliced from 5 exons. Gene Ontology annotation, biological process: translation; maturation of SSU-rRNA from tricistronic rRNA transcript (SSU-rRNA, 5.8S rRNA, LSU-rRNA); ribosomal small subunit assembly. The record is from RefSeq and is a predicted model, not a curated record. Gene Ontology annotation, cellular component: cytosolic small ribosomal subunit; ribosome. The coding region runs from base 40 to 495 and encodes 151 amino acids. Lineage: Eukaryota; Metazoa; Chordata; Actinopteri; Chaetodontiformes; Chaetodontidae. Gene Ontology annotation, molecular function: small ribosomal subunit rRNA binding; structural constituent of ribosome; mRNA 5'-UTR binding.
CUUUCUUGUUUCUGCUUCGUAAAGAGACACACAGAGACGAUGGCUCCUCGUAAAGGAAAGGAGAAGAAGGAGGAGCAGGUCAUCAGUCUGGGUCCUCAGGUGGCCGAAGGAGAAAACGUGUUUGGAGUUUGUCACAUCUUCGCCUCCUUCAACGACACCUUCGUCCACGUCACCGACCUCUCCGGGAAGGAGACGAUCUGCCGCGUGACCGGCGGGAUGAAGGUGAAGGCAGACAGAGACGAGUCGUCUCCGUACGCUGCCAUGUUGGCGGCUCAGGACGUCGCUCAGCGCUGCAAAGAGCUCGGAAUCACAGCGCUGCACAUCAAGCUGAGAGCCACCGGAGGCAACAGGACUAAGACUCCUGGACCUGGAGCUCAGUCUGCUCUCAGAGCUCUGGCUCGCUCCGGCAUGAAGAUCGGACGCAUCGAGGACGUCACUCCGAUCCCGUCAGACUCCACCCGGAGGAAGGGCGGACGCCGCGGUCGCCGUCUGUAAACUGCAGCAAGUUUUUCUGACAAUAAAAAUCUCCAAGUCA